This is a messenger RNA of Selaginella moellendorffii, 879 nucleotides long. Its product is annotated as pathogenesis-related protein 5. NCBI's taxonomy places the organism in Eukaryota, Viridiplantae, Streptophyta, Lycopodiopsida, Selaginellales, Selaginellaceae. Gene Ontology annotation, biological process: defense response. Bases 1 to 879 code for a protein of 292 amino acids. The record is from RefSeq and is a predicted model, not a curated record. The transcript has 2 exons. Gene Ontology annotation, cellular component: extracellular region.
AUGGCGGCGACCGCCCUCCUCGCCCUUCUCUCGAUCGCCCUCCACAAUGCAGGGGCAGUGACGAUCGCGAUCAACAACUCGUGCCCAUUCCCAGUGUGGCCGGGGUGGAUCAGCGGCGAGGGCGGCGAGCUCCCCCAGCUGGGCGCCCAGCUGGAGUCCAUGCAGUCCAUGCAGCUCGACGUACCGCGCGGCUGGGGCGGCCGCUUCUGGGGCCGCACGGGCUGCCUCUUCGACACCGCCACCGGCCGCGGUACGUGCCAGACGGGCGACUGCGGCAACUCCCUCGCCUGCGGUGCCGCCGGCGGCAUACCGCCCGUGACGCUCACCGAGUUCAAGCUCAACGGCUACGACGCCCGCGACUUUUACGACGUCUCUCUCGUGGAUGGCUACAAUCUCCCCGUCCGCGUCACGCCCUCGGACGCGCGCUGCCCCGCGGUGGGCUGCCACAGCGACGUCAACGCCAAUUGCCCGCGCGAGCUCCAGGUGGCGAUCCAUGGCCGCGUCGUCGGCUGCAAGAGCGCUUGCGAGGCGUUCCAGACGGAUGCGUUUUGCUGCCGCGGCGCGCACAGCCAGUCCCAGUCGUGCUCGCCCACGCAGUACUCGCGGAUCUUCAAGCAGCACUGCCCCCAGGCCUACAGCUACGCGUAUGACGACCUGAGCAGCACUUUCACCUGCGCGUCCGGGGCUGGAUACGCCAUCGAGUUCUGCCCCGGCGGCGCGGGAGCCCAGCAGCAGCGGCGCCGCCCGCCCCGCCGCCAUGGUUUGGAAGAUAUAGUACUUAAUGCUGCUGGUCAUGGUGGUCAUGGUCGUGUUGUGAAUAGCUCCCGUGAUGGCGCUCGUUACCACCGCCGCCAGGGUCACCACCACCACCAACGGUAA